Molecule: messenger RNA, 633 nt
Organism: Malaya genurostris
Lineage: Eukaryota; Metazoa; Arthropoda; Insecta; Diptera; Culicidae
Product: perlucin-like
Exons: 2
Coding region: 17-496 (159 amino acids)
Biological process (GO): biological process involved in interspecies interaction between organisms
Cellular component (GO): external side of plasma membrane
Molecular function (GO): carbohydrate binding
Source: RefSeq, a predicted model, not a curated record
CAUUCAAUCACACAAGAUGCAGGGCUUAGUACUAGCAACAUUCAUUCUUACGUUCGUUCGCUGUUUUGCACAGGACCUCCAAUGUGUGUCAUAUUCCAAAUACUACAUACCAGCUUUCAAGGCCAACUGGUACAGGGCAGGUGAGAUUUGCAAUUCUUUGGGAAUGCGAUUGGCUAUCGUUACCUCUCCUGAGCACAACAACAACAUUGCCAAUGCAGUGAUGGCAUCUUCCUGUUAUAAUGCCACGCGAACCCAGGUUUGGAUUGGUGGAAGUGAUCUCGCGGAGGAAGGUCAGUUUUACUGGCAACCCACCGGUACCUGGUUCAGCUACACCAACUGGCUGGUUGGUCAACCGGACAACGCAGGCAAUAGCGAGGAUUGCGUAGAAAUUCGGCACUAUCCCUCAUACGAUCUUUACUGGGGCUGGAAUGACUUAAACUGUGAAAUUUUACAACAUUUUGUGUGUGAAAACGGAGGACCAAGAAGUUUGCCAUAAUUUUUCUUUGUCGUGUCAUUUGAUGUCAUUUUUAAAUGUGAAUUUCUGUUUUGAAAUAUUUCAUUGAUUCUUCUUUUCUUGAGAAGGUCCUUGAAACAGCGUUUCCAAAUGAUGUAUUUCGUUAGUUUAAUAAAAAA